Messenger RNA from Trametes versicolor FP-101664 SS1, 717 nucleotides. Its product is annotated as NAD-P-binding protein. NCBI's taxonomy places the organism in Eukaryota, Fungi, Basidiomycota, Agaricomycetes, Polyporales, Polyporaceae. Bases 1 to 717 code for a protein of 238 amino acids. The record is from RefSeq and is a predicted model, not a curated record. The transcript is spliced from 5 exons.
AUGGCCGCCGCAAACCAGUACACUUGGCUCAUCACGGGCACUUCCCGUGGCAUCGGCCUCGAGCUCACCAGGCAGCUGCUUGAAGACCCUGCGAAUUUUAUUGUGGCCACCUGUCGGACCCCCGCGAAGGCGACUGCGCUCGAGGUGCUCAAGACCACCGCCAAGGGGACGCUACAUAUUGUCAAGCUCGAUGUCGACGACAUCGAGGGCAUCAAGCAGUCGGUUAACGACGUUGCGUCGCUACUCGGCGAACGCGGUCUAGACUACCUCGUCAACAACGCCGCCGUCAACCAGAAGAUCGACACCGCGUUCACGAUGGACGUCGAGGGCUGGGGCGCCGUGUUCAAGACGAACGUCGUCGCGCCCGCGCUGCUCGCGCAGGUAUACCUGCCGCUGAUCGAGCGGAGCACGAAGAAGACUAUAAUUAACGUGUCGAGCUCGCUCGGCGCGUUCGGGUACGGGUACGGCGAGCUCUGGGCGUCGUACGCGAUCACGAAGACAGGCUUGAACAUGCUCACGUACAAGCAGCGCGCGGAGCGGCCUGACCUCAUGGUCGUUUGUCUCUGCCCUGGCUGGGUCAAGACAGAUAUGGGCACGGAGGACGCGCCUCUUGAGCUCGAGGAGAGCGUGUCCUCGGUCGCAAAGGUUCUCACGUCGCUCAAGCCAGGGGACAACGGGCGGCUUAUCAACUACCGCCACGAAAUCGUCCCAUGGUGA